Messenger RNA from Anarrhichthys ocellatus (wolf-eel), 1135 nucleotides. RefSeq names its product zinc finger protein Gfi-1b. Bases 80 to 1018 code for a protein of 312 amino acids. Gene Ontology annotation, biological process: regulation of transcription by RNA polymerase II. NCBI's taxonomy places the organism in Eukaryota, Metazoa, Chordata, Actinopteri, Perciformes, Anarhichadidae. The transcript has 6 exons. The record is from RefSeq and is a predicted model, not a curated record. Gene Ontology annotation, molecular function: RNA polymerase II cis-regulatory region sequence-specific DNA binding; DNA-binding transcription factor activity, RNA polymerase II-specific.
AAGAGAAAAGAGGACGUGGCCGCAAUGAAGACACAAGAAAGGCUCUCAACAUUCAGCUGCGCAAUACAGAGUCACAACCAUGCCGCGGUCGUUCCUCGUCAGGAGUAAAAGGACUCACCUGCUCGGCCCAUCUAAGGACUCUUACAGACAACACUCCCAGCCCCAAACAGACACCGACCAGCCUGUACAGCGUGCGACGGGACAGGGCAGGAGGAGGUUUCCCGAGGAUGCUGUGAGGCCUUUGUCCCCCAUGUUAGGGGUCAAAGACUUGCUGGCUUGCUCACCAUGGGAGGGGAUGGCAGUCUGUUCUCACAGGAACCCCACAGAUGAACCUUGGCAUUCAGCCCCCGUGGAGAACCGAGACGUCCCUCUGCUUUGGACGGCGGACGGACACCAGGCGUCUGAACGAGAGAGACAACUGGAGGGACUGGUCUACUUGUUGCUCAACCACACGUCACACACCGACCUCAAAUCUCCCGUCAGCGAGUGUCCGCUCUGUGAAAAGUCUCUUUCAGAAGUAUUGAUAUCAGGAGGCGGCCUGCAGGCUCAUCUCCACAACGCCCUCUCCGUCCCACUGACAAGAUCACCCACCGCCACCAACAUGCCCCUCAUGCCCUUUGACUUCAGAGCAAUAGGCAGCUACGCUAGAGCUAAGGAGCGCAGCUUCGACUGCAAGGUGUGCGGGAAGGCAUUCAAGCGCUCGUCAACCCUGUCCACCCACCUCCUCAUCCACUCGGACACGCGGCCCUACCCCUGCCAGUACUGCGGCAAAAGGUUUCACCAGAAGUCGGACAUGAAGAAGCACACCUUCAUACACACGGGUGAGAAACCACACGUGUGUAAAGUGUGCGGUAAAGGAUUCAGCCAGAGCUCCAACCUCAUCACCCACAGCCGAAAGCACAGCAGCUACAGGCCCUUCAGCUGCCCCAGCUGUCAGCACAGCUUCCAGCGCAGGGUGGACCUACAGCGCCACCGAGAGACGCACUGUGGCUAUGGAGACAUGUUCACACAAAACUGAGACUAUGAGGCAAUGGAGUGAGAGGGAAAUGACUUUUGUAAAUAAUUUUCAAUCCCUCAUAAUUGUAAAAGUCAGAAUUGUGACGCCUUGGAUAAUAAAACCAGAUUGAUUGUGUAA